Molecule: messenger RNA, 1003 nt
Organism: Lactuca virosa
Lineage: Eukaryota; Viridiplantae; Streptophyta; Magnoliopsida; Asterales; Asteraceae
Source: the annotation of a GenBank genome assembly
CUUAAUUCAAAGGAAAAAUAACGACAGUUCACCUGUUCACCAAGCAAAUCGUGUAGAAACAGAUCGCCGAGUCAACCAUGUCUUCUUCGUUUGAUGAUUCAGUCGCCGAUCCAGUUCACCUUUCCGAUGAUGGUUUCGUAGUUGAAGACUCUCCGGUUUUGGUUACCGAGGAGGAGCAGGUAUCUAAUUAUCCGUCCCCGACGCCGAUUUUCGUUUCUGGUGGAGGAUUAUCGCCCGAUCAGCCCGAAAUUUCAUCGUUUAACGAAAAUGGAACGCCAUUCGAAGGUGAGUAUAUGGCGUCAGAUGGAUCGGUUCUGCCCCCACUGUCGGAGAUGCAGCCUGAGGAGGGUUUUGCACUCAGAGAAUGGAGGAGAGAAAAUGCAUUGCGUUUAGAAGAGAAGGAGAAGAUAGAGAAAGAGUUGCUAAACCAAAUCAUUGAUGAAGCAGAUGAUUAUAAGAUCAAAUUCCACAGCAAGAGGAAAAUCACUUGUGACAAUAACAUAGCAACAAAUCGUGAAAGUGAAAAGGUAUAUUUGGCUGCAAGGGAAAAAUUCCAUGAAGAAGCUGACAAGAGUUACUGGAAGGCCAUUGCAGACCUUGUUCCAAAAGAAGUGGCUGUUAUAGAGACAAGAGGAUCAAAGAAGGAACAAGACAAGAAGCCUUCAGUUGCUGUUGUUCAAGGUCCCAAGCCUGGAAAGCCAACUGAUUUAUCAAGGAUGAGGCAGAUUUUAAUAAAACUGAAGCACAACACCCCUCUCCACCUCAAACACUUCUCACCACCAUCUGCCACCACCACCACCACCACCUCCACUGCUCCUCCUGCUGCAGAGGCUGUUGCUGUUGCCUAGUUUUUUUUUUAUCAUAUCUUGUUUUUUGUUGAUAUAUGAUUAGCUGAGAAAUUUGGAGAUUUAGAUGUUGAUUUAACUAUGAGUUGUGUUUUUUUUCCUUUUGUUUAUGGAACUAAAAUCUUAUCUGUCAAAUAUGGUUUAUGCAUGCGAGUGAA